Pygocentrus nattereri (red-bellied piranha) is the source of this 2141-nucleotide messenger RNA. It is a transcript of the gene ackr5, whose product is annotated as G protein-coupled receptor 182. Gene Ontology annotation, biological process: G protein-coupled receptor signaling pathway. Gene Ontology annotation, cellular component: membrane. The transcript has 2 exons. Lineage: Eukaryota; Metazoa; Chordata; Actinopteri; Characiformes; Serrasalmidae. Gene Ontology annotation, molecular function: G protein-coupled receptor activity. Bases 205 to 1272 code for a protein of 355 amino acids. The record is from RefSeq and is a predicted model, not a curated record.
AAGACACAGAAAGGGGAGGGAGAGAGACAGAGACAGAGAGAGGCACAGAGAGGAGGGCUUAAUGCUCCAUUCCCGCCAGGUCAAAGACUGAAGCUCCACACAUCUCCAGCCAGUACAGUCUUCGUUUCUCCAGGAUAGUCCUCCACCAGAGGGGUCUACCCUCGCUCCAGCUUGUCCACUGGCACUCUCUACCCAGGCAAGACCAUGUCGCAUGAUGUCAACACAACCGAUUACCCUCACACACUGUGGUUCUACGAGUGCACCUUUGACCUGGACAGGGAUGCACGGCGCAUUGCCCUCUUCCUCCUCUACCUGUUCCUAUUCAUGGUGGGUUUGGUCGAGAACAGUUUGGUGGUUUGGGUGAACUGGCGGCGACGCCACUCGGCCAGUGGUGUGCUCUUCUGCGUCAUCAACGUCAGCCUGUCUGACCUGAUGGUGAUGUUCACCAUGCCCUUCUUCAUGCUAGAGGUGACCAUGGACAAGGUUUGGCUUUGGGGCCGCUUCCUGUGCAAGGUGACCCACCUUAUCUAUGUCAUCAACUUCUACAGCAGCUCCUUCUUCCUGGCCUUCAUGACCCUGGAGAGGUACCUGUCCUUGGCACGACCAAAUGCACUGCCCUUAUUCCCACUGCAGCCCAGGCACAGACGCUGGCUGCUUUGUGGCGGGCUGUGGCUGCUGUCCGUGGUGCUGGCACUCCUGGAGAACGUGCAUGUAGACCUGCUGGAGUGGGACGAACCUGGCUGCUACAUGGUGCCCGAACACAAUUACACCGAAUGGUUCGUAUCCGUGGCUUUCCUGAUUCUGAUCUUCCAGUUCCUGGGACCUGCAUCCAUCAUUAUAACCUGCAACAUACUGAUUGCCAAAGCUGCCCGGACAUCACCAGACGUCCAGGGCCGCCGGGACCUGUGGCUAGUGCAUGUCUACUCACUGGUGUUUGUGGCUUGCUGGCUGCCCUACCACUUGGUGAUGUUCCUAUUGAUGGUGGAUGACUUGAACCCACACCUGAUGUCCUGCAAUGCAGUGGAGGUGCUAUACUUUUCCUUCAGUGUAGUGCAGUGCCUUUCGCUUUUCCACUGUAUCGCCAACCCCAUUCUCUACAACUUCUUGAGCAAAAGCUUCCGCACCAAUCUUAUCAACGGCAUAAUUUCCCACAUCUCUCCUCUACCACCCACUGGUGCCAGUGCCCCAGCCAACGGCACGGGGGCAGCAGCGCCAGGAAAGGAGCGAAAGAUCAGCAAUGCCAGCACCAGCCACUCAGAAAUAGGAUCCUAAAGAAUUGAAAUCCCAGCAGCGCACCGUAGAGUCCCCCAGGAGAAGCGAGGAAGGAAACACUUAGAGGUUUCUCCCAAUGUGCUGCUGUGAAUAAAAAUAAAUUCUCAAUGUUUUCUCAAAAUGUCCCUGUAAAAGACACUUAGUAACACCUUUGGACACUCAAAGCAUCUCACCAUAUUUCUCAUCCUUCUUCAUGUGUUUUAAAAAACACAAAUGAAAGGGUUAGGAAAAUGUCCCCUUCAAAAAGGUCUAAUUUGUCAGCACAAGAACAAACAGUAAAUGACAAAGAACGUUUAAAGACGCGAAAUUGUUUGUUUUUAUUGCUUGUAAACACUGUAGUCAAAAGACCUAGCUGGAGUUGUAAUCUUAUGUAAACAAAUACCACUUUAGGCAUCCCCAAUUGUCAUUUCAAGAGAGGAAGGAAGAAAACUGACUGUAUCAGACUCCCACAGGAAGCAAUGAUAACAUCUAGGAACAUGCCACACUUCAAAGGAAACUAUUAGCAAAGUACGAUCUGUACACUGGAAAAAAUGUAACUUGGUCCUGCUGCUAGAAUUUUCUGUAAGCUUUUUUUUUUUUAUCACAAUACCUUCAUAUUCACAAUACAAGUCCAUCUCUAUUUAAAGUUGGCCAACAGAAUUUUAGUCCACAUUGGUCCAUGAUAAUUGCUUUUAUGAUCACUACUCAGUGGUCAUUUAUCAUCAAAAGCAUUUAAAACCUAUAAGAUUCAUUAGCUACAAACUAUAGUUCUACAGUUGCACCAGACUAUUUUUUUAAACAUAACAUCAGAUGUCCCACUGAAUGUGUACAUACUGUAACAGAUGUUGAUGUUAUAUACAUGCAUUAAAAAAAUUAAGACUUGUGACUCA